AUGUGCCGGAUGUCCCGCUGUACGCUCCUUGUUUUGUGCCACUUGGCCCACCUGGCCCACGUGGCUGCCAUGCGGGAAUUGUAUGAUGUGGUUACCAUGGACGACACCAUGGUGUGCGAGUGCAAAGAGGUGAACUCCGUGACGGAUUGCCCGGACUACAAGAUCAAGAAAGACGGCUUCCCGCCCGGCUUCCCUCGUUACUAUCAUGAGAAGGAUCCUAGUAUCGAAGAGUCUGCGUUUGGGAGAGCCAUGGCUGACUUUGAUAAUCUCCAAAUGAGCCCCAAAAAUCCAAGGUGCAUCCGCGCCCCCAAAAAGGAGAUGACCAUUCAGUCGACCUAUGUCGACCUAUGGAAUCGCCAAUUCAUCACAGAGCGAUGCUUGGAAGAAACACGACCGCUGCAGACACGCGGUUGUUGCAGCCUGGUGGGCUCCACCGAGGUCUACGGGGGCGCGUUCCAACUUUUCCUGAGAUCUGCAAAAGUCUAUAGCAUGGCCCACCCGAAGAUGUUACCAAGCGGAAACCCGACCUGGAAGGACUACGAGAAAAAGUCCAAGGUCUUCAUGGAGCCCGAGGGCAUUUAUUUCGCCAAAAUUGCUGGUGGGAAAACCAUUCUGCCCAAGGAACUCCUGCCAGAGAUGGAAGGCAUCAAGAAGCUCAUGAAAAAAGACGGAGAUCUCCAGUGUGAAGAGGAUUUGGCACAAGCUAUCUCAGGGGGUAGUGGCUACUGCCGAGUCCAUAUGAAGGAACCGCUCUGUUGCUGCGCAGCGGAAGACUUGGACAUGGAUGAAAUGCAAUGUCUGGAGAUGGCCUGUGCGCCCAAUGAAAGUCGAGUGCACCUCGUUGCUGACCUGAAGCCGAAACGGGGAUGGGGCCUUGAGUAUGACGACAUAGUGGGGUGGGAUACCAUCUGGUUACCUGACCCUUAUGAAAAAUGCCCCCAACGGCACGAGAACUUCGUGAAAGUCCCAACGAGGGGGAAUAUUCUGUCCUGCGACCGCAACGAGACGAAAUAUACAGGAGGAGUGCUCUUUAAAGAACCCAUCGAACUUUGCGUUGAGGCUGACUUUGAAUUUGGGUGCCCUGCUGGAAAGGUGAUGUAUAGGAGGGUCAAAGGUUGGCAUAUUUUGUACAAUGAGUUUUCCUGUCCUGCGGGACUCAAGAGCAACUUACCAGGUGAUCCUGAGAACGAUUCCAGGUGCAAAUGCGACUGA
Molecule: messenger RNA, 1212 nt
Organism: Cladocopium goreaui
Lineage: Eukaryota; Dinophyceae; Suessiales; Symbiodiniaceae
Source: the annotation of a GenBank genome assembly